AUGCCGUUAUCGGUCUUCCGUAAUAGGAAUAUAGAUAUGGGAAACCGUAAAGAAAAUUAUUAUAAACAAAAAAAAAAUAGAGGAAGAUUUAAAAAAAAACAGUUAAAAGAAGUUGCAAGACAGGAAAGCAAAAACUUGAAAGACGAUACAUGCACUGUAGCUGCAACGUCGGAUAAAAACAUCUCAGAACUUAUCAUUGAUGAAGCAACGCGAGUUCCAUUUCAGGAAAUUCAAAACAUACGCGAUUCUAUGCCUUCGGCACAUACUUCGUCUGAACGGAAUACUCCACAGCUUUUUAUUGAAGAAGCACAAGAUAACGAAGAGUUUAAAGUAGAUGGGCGCAGAGUGAUUGACUUCAUGUACUUUUAUGAGGAGUUGCACAAAAUCGCCAAACACAAUUCACCUCUAGGUUGUAAUUUCAGCCAUUUACAACUUAUAAAAGAACAAAAAAAAGGUUUCUAUUCCAAAUUCACUUUUCUCUGCAAAAUGUGUAAUAUCGAGUUACAUGUAAUGAAUUGUAAAUUAAAUAAAAACAGUAAAGAUCUCAAUCUUAACGAAACAGCAGUGUCUAGUUUUAUGUCAAUAGGCGCUGGUUAUGUAGCGUUAGAACAGGUAUCAGCUUCUCUCGGGAUACCAUGCAUGUCAAAAAAUCUUUACGUCAAAUGUCACACCAAGGUUUGUGAACUUUGGGAAUUAGCAAAACAGAAGAGCAUGGAAGAAGCUGCAAAGGAAGAAUACGAUUUAGCCAUACAAAACGGUGACGUAGACGCUAACGGAGUACCAAUGAUUACGUUUAAUUGUGGAGAAAAUAGAAUGCACCAACCAUUUACUUCGCAACUACUGCACAAAGUUGGAUGA
Messenger RNA from Arctia plantaginis, 858 nucleotides. NCBI's taxonomy places the organism in Eukaryota, Metazoa, Arthropoda, Insecta, Lepidoptera, Erebidae. The record is from the annotation of a GenBank genome assembly.